Messenger RNA from Daphnia magna, 1512 nucleotides. RefSeq lists its product as uncharacterized. Bases 930 to 1421 code for a protein of 163 amino acids. The transcript is spliced from 3 exons. NCBI's taxonomy places the organism in Eukaryota, Metazoa, Arthropoda, Branchiopoda, Diplostraca, Daphniidae. The record is from RefSeq and is a predicted model, not a curated record.
GCGUUUUUGUGGUUCUCUCAGUGCUACAAUUUUUAACCAAAUGGUACUAUUUUUUGUGUGUACGUUCUCAUAAAAGCCCGUUUACACUAGAGGUUUUUCGGCUAGCCGAAAGACGAAAGACGAAAAAACGAGCCGAAAAGCGAGCCGAAACGAAAAAAAAAAUCCUCUUUCCAAAGUUGAAACUUUCUAAAGUUUUCGGCACCGAAAAUCGACGGAAAGACGAAAGAUGAAAGCUGAAAACUGAACAGCCAAUCACAGCUUUCCAUUUUUUAUGCGCAAAUAAUUUUUUAUAUUGGGCAACAUCAGCAAUGCCAAAUCUGUCUGCUGUCAUUCUGUCAACAAGCGGGUGUCGUGUGUUCCUCGUGAUUUCUGGCUAUUUUUAAUUUUUGUUGGAUUAUUUUCUGGAUAAAAAUGCCCAAAAGGAGGUCACCGAUGAAAUCUCCCAAUCUCGGAGUGAGCGCUGCGAGCAAACAAAUUACCAAUGCGUAUGUGUUAAAUUUAUAAUUUCAGAACUGUGUGUUGCAAUGUGAUCGUCAUCGCUCGCAAAAACGAGUUAAAAUGUGGUAAAAGGCAACGACUGAGAGAUUCAUCCAGUCUAUUGAAAAGCAGUCAGUUUUGUAUGACGUGACGAUGUCUGAUUAUUAAAACAAUGUGAAAACAUGGGUAAAAACGAUGGGAAUUUUCCAUCAGUAUGCUGUUUACAUUUUCUAUAAAUUAUUGCAAAUAUAUUCUGUUAUAUAUGUUAAGUAACUGUUUUUCAACAGGUCCUGACGACGUCAAAAAGAAAUGGAAGUAAUUGAAGGACACCUACAGGAAGGAAAAGAAAAGGCUGAGUGAAGAGGAUCCAAGUGGCAGUGGUUUGGAGGGUUCCAAACGUGCGAAGAAGCGUUGGAUAUAUUUCGACCAAAUGGGAUUCCUGUCCACAGUGCAUGAUGAUGCCGAUAGGGUCACAAAUGUGGACGAUGAGGAUGAAGAAGGAAAACGAAACGAAUAUUUGGAGGAAGAAGGAAAACGACGCUACCAUAGCUGCAACUGACCAAUACGAAAAAGUAAGACCACGUUCAAGUGAACGCUACUCAAGAUCACGUGAUUCGCGAGUGCGAUUUGCUGACAAUCAUAACAUCCGAGAAUCAAGCCGAGAAAAAAGUCUCAGUCGAAACAGAGACAACAGCCCGUAUCGCAGAGACUACAAUUCGUCAGCACGAAGAAAUUAUAAUCCUUCAGGACAUAGGCAAUCCAUAUCCAGAUUUCCAUCUGACCAACGUCCCAAUAUAGGAACAAAUACCCCAACCGGCAAGGAAACUACAACGGACCAAACUUUAACAACUACAGACAUAAAGCGCGUUAAAACAGCAACCAACAGCUACAGCAACAACAUAACCCUGGAAACAAUCCUCGAACCACUGAAAAUCGAGAAAUAGCCUGCUGCAAGUGUAACCGAAGAGGACAUAUUGCAAAAGAAUGUUGGACAGAUAUGGCACGUACCAACAACCCAGGUCCCCGAUAAACACC